UUGAAUAAAUGUGUCGAAAAAUGAAAGACAAAUCCAGUCUUUGCACAUGGGAACUAGAAGGUCGUCCAUUUGGUACUAAAAAAGAAUCGAUCAGGUCACAGGGAGUUAGAGCCUGUCUUAGCUGACUUCGGGCAAAAGGUGGACUACACCUUGGAUCGGUCUCCAGACAAUCAUGGGCAUAUCUAGAGACAGGCAACCAUUCACACCGCCACCGAGUGCGAAUGCAACCCAUGCUGCCUGCAACUGAAGGCAGCGAGACACCUUGUGAACACGAGCAUGAAAGCUGAACUUCACAGGCCCCUCUCUCUGCCUCCUCCCUCAAGGAGACGUACAGACGGACGCCACUUGGGAGCAAAAAAAAAAGUGUCCCCGUGUCUUUACCCAUUUCUCCCCCCGCGUUUGUCGACUUUUUCUUUUUCUAAUCACACCAUUGGAUGCUUCAGCUGCCAGUUUGUUGCUCUCUACCACCUGCACUGCAUCGUAAGGCUGCCGGAGCAUCACGUUACAUUCCUACGGACUGGACCUCACCUCCGCUUGAAGUGGAGUCUUCUGACCAAGUUGCGAAGGAAACAGCAUAGAAUCAUCUUAGAUGGCGUACAGUGCAGCAGGAUGUGCAACGUGAUGCCUACGUGUGGACUACAGACCCUGCUGGCCCUCCUGCUGCUUCACACUGUUAGCCAAGGCUUAACCAAUGCUGACACUGUGGUGAACAUGAGGAAAGUUACCCACCAGACCAUUAGCGAGGAGCUGUCCAAAACGGUUUUGCUCCCCUGCCUCUUCACCUUACACCCCGGGGCUGGUUCAUCCCAUGAGCCGCCCCGGAUCAAGUGGUCAAAGGUGUGGGGCCAACGAGGCUCAGACGGCUUGCAGAAGGAGCAGUCAGUCCUGGUGGCCAAAGACAAUGUGGUGAAGGUGAAGAAGGCCUUCCAGGGCCGUGUAUCGCUGCCUGGUUACAGCGGGAACCGAUACAAUGCCAGUCUGGCCCUGACAGGGUUGCGAUCCAGCGACUCUGGUUUGUACCGCUGCGAGGUCGUGGUUGGCAUCAACGACGAGCAAGACAUGGUCCCGUUGCAGGUCACAGGUGUGGUCUAUCAUUACCGCGCUCCUCCUGACCGUUAUGCCCUGUCCUUUGCCGACGCCAAGAGGGUGUGCGUGGAGAACUCAGCGACCAUUGCAACACCCGGUCAGCUUCAAGCCACUUUUGCAGACGGCUACGAAAACUGUGAUGCGGGGUGGCUGUCGGACCAGACUGUACGGUAUCCCAUUCAGUCACCUCGGCCAGGUUGCUAUGGCGAUCGCGACGAUGCCCCUGGAGUCCGUAACUAUGGCAAUAGGUUUCCGGACGAGCUGUUUGAUGUCUACUGCUUCGCCAAGGAACUACAAGGUGAAGUGUUUCACUCCGCAGUGGCAGAGAAGUUGAACCUAGCCACAGCCUCCACCCACUGUCACUCCCUGGGAGCCCAGCUGGCCAAUGUGGGCCAGCUCUACCUCGCUUGGCAGGCCGGCCUGGACCAGUGCGACCCAGGCUGGCUGGCGGAUGGCAGUGUCCGCUAUCCCAUCAAUGUCCCGAGGAAGAACUGCGGUGGGGACGAGCCCGGGGUGCGGACGGUCUACAACAACCCCAAUAGGACAGGUUUCCCUGACACCACGGCUCUGUUUGAUGCCUACUGCUACCAAGCCCACCAACCAGCAGGCUUCCAAGAUGCAGAGGCGCUUGCUUUAAUUCAAACCACCAUCCCAGCAGCAAAGUCUGACUCCACAGUCACCGACCCCGAGCCAAGUCCCCCUUUCUCUAAGACUUCUGCUUGGGCUGGCCUGCUGGGCUUAGACAAACCACACAUCAGCAACUCCUCUGAUAUCUCCGACGAGCAUGUUGUCAUUCACUUGAGGCCUGAGCAGAAUUGGGGUGACAAAGAGGAGGGUGUCACAACGAGCCGGUCCAGUCAAGAGGAGUUUGACGACACGAAAAGCAGCAAGACACCGGUUUUGUCCAGCCUUGAAAACCUGGAGAGCCAUGGAGGUUCUGCCCACGAGGAAGAAGACAGUGCUUAUUUUGACACGUCCACCCAGACUUACACCAGUAAAAAUUUACUGACUGAGUUUGUUAACACGCUGAUAAAGCCCUUUAAAUACUGGUCUGGUGGUGAGGAAGCGGAGGACGAGGCUGGGAUGGGACCUCCAGUGCCUGGAGGUGAGCAGAUACUGGUAGAAACAUCCAGUAGAAACCAAACUUUAACCAAAGGCACUGAGAGCAAGGGCAGCAGUGACAACGCCAUUAUGGAGCACAAGAGUGCCGCCUUUGCCCCCAAGCCUCUCACCAGUGGAUUACCUAAUUCAGAGGAGGGUCUGUCUGAGCAGGAAAAGGAGGUGAUGCCACUCAUUCGAUUCGGGCCUGCAGUUCAAAACACGGGGCAAAGUGACUCCACUGCUCAGACAGCCAAGGAGGAACAAUUCCUAGACAAGUCUGCUGGUAACGGGCUCACUGCAGUGUUCCCCAAUGACAAAUCAACCUCCACAGCGCUGGUCAACUCCUCCGGGCCUCCCAGAGAAAGUCCGGCAUGGGUUGUAAAGUCAAUACAUCGCUCCAGAGUGGAUUCUUCAAAAAAUGUAGCACAUGUUGGCAGGCACCGCACUUGGGAGCCUAUGGAAGCCAAAUCGGGACCCCUUGAGGUGAUGACCCUACCUAAUUCUUUAGUACAGGAGACUGUAGACAACUAUUCUGGCGAGGGGAGCGACCAGGAUGGAGAUGAGGUACACACUCAAACAACUGUCCAGGCUGUGACGAAUCAGGAAAAGGAGAUUGAGGGGAGCAGUGAGGCUAGUUUUCCUGGUGAUAUAAAAGUCAGCUUCAGUCCAAAAACAGAGUCUUCACUAACGGUGGCUGAACAUACCACGUCAUCCCAGUGGCAGCUCGUGGUGCAACCAACCACUUCACCUCAAAAGCCAGAAACCGCAGAAGAGGCCAGGGGAGAGAUCCUCUAUGUCCAAAGGCCCAAUGACAUUCUCUCAUCUGCUUCUUCCUCACGAAGAGGAGAAAGUGAGUCGAGUGGUGGAUUCACUCCUGUUGUUAGGAAGAACAGAAAAGGCACUAGUAAAAAGUCCGGCCGCGGUGAAGCCAAGGUGGUUACUUCCACACCCGAGGCCUUGAUGGAUGUGCUGACAACCACUGAGAUUACCACAGUGGGACUUGUAACCACCGAGGACACUCCACAGACCAAUCCUGCCACUACAGAAGCCACUAGUAGAUCAGAGGAACCAUCCAUUUCCAUCUUAUGGAUGGAGAAGACGACAAGCAACGUGGGGGCCAGCUUCUCCACUGAAUCAUCACCAACAGCAACCGUUCAGCUGACAUCCAUGGCGUCAGAGUCCAAGGAUACUGUGACGGAAAUGGAAUCUAGAUUGGCAGUUUCUGAAUCUUUUGUGUUUGGAAGUCAGUGGACACCUUCCCUCGGCUUGAGUCCAAAGUCUGAGGAACACAAGACUCCAGUGCUGACGGACAGCAAAAGACCAAGCAACCCUUUCGGUAUUCUUGUCUCCAACUGGGCUUUUGGGCUCAUCCCAUCAGUGGAGAAUAACCCGUGCCAGACCAACCCGUGUCUCCAUGGAGGGACCUGCCUGCAUGAGGGCGACGGCUAUAGCUGCUACUGCCCACAGGGCUUCUCUGGGGAGAGCUGCGAAAUCGACAUCGACGACUGCCACUCGAACCCGUGCCAGAACGGAGGAACCUGCAUUGAUGAGAUCAACUCCUUUGUGUGUCUGUGUCUCCCCAGCUACAGCGGCGCCACAUGUGAGAAAGACACCCAAGGCUGUGAUCACGCAUGGAGGAAGUUCCAUGGCCACUGCUACAGGUACUUCAGUCGCCGACACACCUGGGAGGAUGCUGAGAAGGUCUGCAGGGAGCACAGCGGCCACCUGGCAAGCAUUCACAGCUCGGCCGAGCAGAACUUCAUCAGAGGUAUAAGUCACGACAACACCUGGAUUGGCUUGAAUGAUCGCACAGUGGAGGAUGACUUUCAGUGGACGGACAAGAUGGACCUGCAAUACGAGAACUGGCGCACGAACCAGCCCGACAACUUCUUUGCGGGAGGAGAAGACUGCGUGGUCAUGAUCUCUCACGAGAACGGCAAAUGGAACGACGUGCCGUGCAACUACAACCUGCCCUACGUGUGCAAAAAAGGCACAGUGCUGUGCGGCGCCCCCCCUCAGGUGGACAACGCCUUCCUGAUCGGUCGCAAGCGUUCCCACUACGACAUCCACUCCACAGUGCGCUACCAGUGUGCCGACGGCUUCCAGCAGCGCCACGUACCCACGGCCAAGUGUCGCGCUAACGGCAAGUGGGACAGGCCGAAAAUCAUCUGCACAAAGUCUCGACGGGCCCACCGGUACCGGCGCCACCACCACCACCGCAACCAACACCAGCACAAAGGCAGACGGGAACGCAGGAAGCACAAGCGGCACGGCCACCGGGACGGAGGGCACCACGGCAGGGAGCAGGACCACAACCAAGGCCACGUCUGAACCAAAAGAAGAUCUCCUCAACCUUCCUCCUAUGCCUGUUUUCCUAUUUAUUACUCCCCCCACCUUCUCUUAUACAGUACAUGUCCUGUCCUAGCUUUGGCUCCACCCCCUCUAUCAUAGUGAAUUCAGAGGUCUGCCAAACUGCUGUCGGGUCUCACCGGGACAAUAGCAAUCCCUUUGUAUCUCUUUUACUUUCAAUUUGCCCCAUUUUCUUGUCUUGUGCGUCUUUACCCACUUCCUGAAGGAAAAUGACUCAUUUAGUUUUCAAAGGCUUCUGCAUUUGUUUCUUGGCUUUGGUGGAGAAGGUUCUAGUUUUAUAGUUUAGUGUUGUCUUGUCUUGUGUACAGACUUUUACUUGAGGGACACAGCUCAUUCGGGUCCAUCGUAUGGCCAUCAUUCAGAACUGGCUUUGUUUCCAUGGACAGCAGCGUUGACAUGCAACUCAUUUUGUCAUCACCUCAACCUGUAAUAAGCUCACACUGGAAGGAGGUAAUAACCAGAUUAAGACAUGAGCACAAUUCUGAUUGAAAAUGUGUCCGAAAGUCAAGCGUUCCGGCAGAAUUGUGGAUGGCUUGAGAAGGUGCCCUGUUGUGUUGAAAGCAAUUGUCGCUGUCCGUCAAGCUGUCACGCCAGAUAUCAGCCGACCGUGUCGUAAAGUCGUAAUAUUAUUUGAUCUUUUUCUUCCUGAUACAACACAGAAAAAGUCACAUUCUCUAAAGUUGUAAUCUAAUCAGAAUGAAGUCGUAAUGGUGCGGGAGAAAACGUUAUAUUUUAUCCACCAAAAAUAAUGAUCAAAUCGUUCAAAAAAAAAACUUGUGGUAAUAUUUGAAUUAUUUCUAACAAAAUAAUGCAAUUUUUGUAGCCAUAUUACUACUUCAUUUUCAUAAAUAUAUAACUUUUUUCUUGUAACGUUGCAACUUUAUUCUGAUGAACUGCUAUUUUUCUUCACAAAACAGCUUGUAAUAUUACAGAUUUACUGUCAUAAUAUUAUGACUUAUUUCUAGCAAAAUUGAUAGUUUGUUUGCGUAAUAUUGCGUUUUUUGUCUUACACUUAUCCUCAACUUUAUUCUCAUUAAAUUAUUUUUUUUCCACACAACGUUCCAACUGAAAAAUACAUUUUUAUUAUUAUUAUUAUUAUUAUUACUUAUUUUCUUAGAAUAUUAGGACUUUAUUCUCAUAAAACAUUUUUUUUUACAACACACACAUCAUAACAUGAAGAAUUAUUUCUUGUUAUGUCAUGACAUCGUUUUCAUGAAUUGCAUUUUUUCCCCUCACAAAAUUAACCUAAGAUCAUAAAAAGUGUCUUGUAAUGUUACAAUUUUAUUCUUUUAAAAUUUUGUGUGGUUUUUUUUUCCAAUUUCUUUCUCUAUAGAUUUCCAGAUAUUUAAAAAAAAAAUGUCUUGUAUUAUUACAAUUUUAUUUGUGUAAUAUUAUGAGUUUAUCAACCUUAAUUUCGACUUCAUCUUUCAUCAAAUUUGGAUAUUUUUUCUUGAAAUAUGACAACUAUUAUACUAUAUUAUACUACACUAUAUUACGACUCGUAAAACGACAACUCACACGUUGUCACAGUAAGAGUUCUUUCUUGUAAUUUUGCGCCGUUACUCUCAUGAAUUGCAUUUUUUUCCCCUCACAAAAUUAACCUAACAUCAUAAAAAGUAUCUUGUAAUGUACAACUUUAUUCUUUUGAAAUGUCGUGUGUUUUUUUUUUUUAUCAAAAUUGCUACUAUAUUUUAGUAACGUUUUCGUUUCUUUAUUAUCAUAAAUGUGCGAUUUUUUUUUUCUGCCAUAGCAACAUUUUUCGUUUCAUGUUGCGUCUUUAUUGUCAUAAAUGCACGAUUUUUUUGUGACUUUAUUCUCAUAAAAUGUAGCUUGUUUUUAAUGCAAACCUGCUACUUUAUUUUCGCAACAUUCCGAGUUUUUUCUUGUCAUGUUUUUGAAAAAAAAUGAUCGUAACAUUAUUCACAUAAAAUUACCAUUUUUUUCUCUUAACGUUAUGAUUUUUUUUUUUCUCCAUAUAUGCUAACCUGUUUUAUUUUCCAUAAAUUCUCACAGGAAGAUUCUAACUCUCGACUCCUCAGACUUUUGCAACUUUAAUUGUAUCCUUUGUCUUGUGGCACAACACAACAGCCAUCCCACCUUUAUUGUGGAGAAAUUUUCUUUGCGGGGACAUUUUGGUUGAUCGUCACAAGAUGCUAGAAUGAGCUCCUUUCGCCUUUUUUACGGUGUGUGUGUGUGUGUGUGUGUCAGCAAGUAGAUAAGAAGAUGACAGAGAUAAAUGCUUCCUUAUGUGGCGUUCGCGGUUCUAAAGAAGGUAUUGAGUCAGAUAGAAGAAUCAUUGCUUUGCUCCCCUUCACUGACAGGUUAAAAUUAUGUUUUUUUCUUCUAAAUCCUCCAGUUAAUGCUGCAGCUUGUGGGAUUAUGUCCAAACCACUGACUCCAAUGUUAUCAUUUUCUACUAUUUCCCCUUCCCCUACUUCUUACUUUAAUACUGUUUUUUUAUCACUGCUCCUCACCAGGGACUCAUUUCGCCACCUUUACUGUCUUCUUUAUAUCACACGGAGGAGCACACACCACUUUAACCGUCUUUAGUCGUAAAACAGUACCCUUUAUGUUGUCCACCAGCGUGUUUCCACUAAGCGCAACAGUUCUGACUUGAUUUUUCAAUGCAGAAUAGUGUGACAUCAUAGCAACACAACAGUGUAAUGACUGUUGGUGCUUUUCCACUGCAUGGUACCUACUCUGCCCAACUUGACUGUAUUGCUAUUAGGGCGUUUUUUUGUUGGUAAAAGCCGCUACUGCUAGGUACUACUGUACUGUAUUGGGACUAUCGAAUCGAGUGAACCAAGCUGGAAACAAAAGGACCACACGUCACGAAGAAAGAACAACAAAUGUUGGAUGUCCUCCAUUGCUGUUUGCUCUUUUUAACAUUUUACUUUAAUCUUUUUGAGCAAAUGUAUGACAUACUACUUUCUGGUAAUAUUACAGCUUCAUUCCUGUGGUAUUUAUUAUUUUAUUUUUUCUCUUUUUUUCCACUUUCAACUUGUCCUUAUCAAGGGUCACCGCAGCAAGUCAAUCGCAUGAAUGGUUUUGGCUCAGUUUUCAUGCGGGAUGCUCGUCCUGAUGCAACCCUGGCAGGAAAUUAAACCCAUGCCGUCUGCCUUCUUAUAAAUUAACACUUUUCCUUUAUUCCUAACGUCCUUGUCUGUCUUCAUUGGCGGCUUCCACUGUGUGACGUUGCUAUGAUGUCACGCUAUUUACAUAGUGGAAAAACAAGUCAUAUCAGGAAUUCCUGUUCCAAAGUGUACCACAGAUAGUUGAAGUGUACUUGUAGUACUGAGAGAAGCACAUGAAUUCUCUGCCACUGUUUGCCUCCUCUCACCUUGGUGCUGACGGAGAAUAACAGCGGUCAUCCACCUCUUAUCACUUUAAUUCAUCUUGUGCAUGUCUAAUUAACAAACCGCAUUAUCUGCUGCACCAAGAGGUGGGGUCAGCUUGACAGACACACAAAGGAAUGUCCAGACAACGCACACACGUCAUCCGAAACAGCACAAGAUAUCUUUUUAGCAUGUCUUUUUUUUUUUUUUUUUUUUUAUCGGAGCAGAAAAUGCACUCAGAACUAAUGAAUGCAACGUGAAGAGCUGAUUGUGAGCUAUGGAAGAGGCGAGAUUGGAUUCAGUGACUUAUCAUUUUGCAUCUAUUGUGCCCGCACACGUAAUUAAUGGCACAUUAAGACAGAAGCCUAAAUGAAGGGAAUCAGCAGCACAAAGACAAAACAUUACAAUUACACAUAAAAGUCAUCACAGUACUAGAAUAAAGUCAUAAUAUUACAAGAGAAAAAGUUGUAUUUUCUCACAAAUAAAUGUCAUUUUUAUUUAAUAAAGUCUUAAUCUUACGAGGGGAAAAAAAUUGCAAUCUCAUACGAUUUUUCAUAUUGGGACUUUUUCUUGUAAUGUACUUUUUUUUCCAGCAAAAGUCCUACUUUUCUUCUUGUAGUAUUGAGUUUGGUGUCUAAUAAUAAUACUCAACGUUUUUUUCUGACAGAAGUAUGACUUGCAAUUGAACUGCAAAAGCCAGUUUAACAGGAAUAAAGUUGUAGAACUAUAAGAAAAAAGUAAGUCACAAUCUGAUGAAAAGUUUUAAAGUUGUAAUAUUACAAAAAAAUUAAGUCAUAAUUUUACCAACAAAGAAACCUUUUUUUUUUAAAUGAACUUCUAAUCCAAUCGACAUAUUUUAUGACAGUAAAGUCACUGGAUCCCCAAAUUGUUUGUUUGUUUUGACAUUUACAAAACAAUCAAAAAUAUGCGUUACAUGCUUUACUUUGGACAGCCACAACGAUGACAACAUAAAAGAACACACAAACAUAAAAUCAAUUUGAUACGUAGUCAAUUACUUUUGUGCUAUUACAGCUUUUUGAGUCAACGCUAACAUUCAACUUAUUUGCCUUGCUUUAGUUUCAGCUGCAUUGUUUUGCUUUCUCAUUGUGAUUACUACUGUAUCAUCAAAAUGUACACCAUUUUGGGUUGUAACGCACAGCUCUGCCUCUAGUGGCGUCUGUGUGGCAUUGCAACCCUGGAUGAAAUACUGCAAUGGCGUGAAACAGAUAUUGUGUGACUCCUUGUAUUCUUUGUAAAUACUUAGCUUUUUUUUUAAAAAACAAAAACUUUCUGGGUGUUUUUCUUCUGAGCCUUCCUCGCACAUUUUCAUUUUUCCUUUUUUGUUUAAUGGGGAGCGAAACAAUGUGGCUGUGUGAAGAUGCUCCAUGCAUAUCUAUUCAUAUUUAUUGACGUGUUUUCUUACUUAUUUGUAUGAUAUUCUUUACAUGACCUGUCAUCAUUAAAGAAAGCCCUUGU
Dunckerocampus dactyliophorus (ringed pipefish) is the source of this 9368-nucleotide messenger RNA. RefSeq names its product neurocan b (gene ncanb). Lineage: Eukaryota; Metazoa; Chordata; Actinopteri; Syngnathiformes; Syngnathidae. Gene Ontology annotation, molecular function: calcium ion binding; hyaluronic acid binding. Bases 277 to 4518 code for a protein of 1413 amino acids. The record is from RefSeq and is a predicted model, not a curated record. Gene Ontology annotation, biological process: cell adhesion. The transcript has 20 exons.